GAAGAGGAACAGAAAAUGAAUAUCUCCAGCUCCUCUUACAAAUAUAAGAACGAAGAAUUCAAGAGGCAGUUCUCACAUCUGCCAGAUUUAGAAAGGCUCGUUGUAGAUUAUGCCUGUGCCCUCCAGAAGGAUAUCCUUCUUCAAGGACGACUGUAUCUCUCUGAAAACUGGCUUUGUUUCUACAGCAACAUCUUCCGAUGGGAGACCACAAUUUCUAUCGCCUUGAAGGAUAUAACCUUCAUGACUAAAGAGAAGACAGCUCGGCUUAUUCCAAAUGCCAUCCAGAUUGCUACUGAAGGAGAGAAGUUUUUCUUCACUUCGUUCAGUGCCAGAGACAGAAGCUACCUCCACAUAUUUCGAUUGUGGCAGAAUGCCUUGCUGGAAAAGAAACUGACUAAGCAGGAAUUCUGGCAACUUGUACAGCAAAGCUAUGGCUCUGAGCUGGGCUUGAACACAGAAGAAAUGGAAAACAUUUACGCAUCGUCAGAAGAGAAUGGACAGUUAAACUUUGGUGAUGAAUCUGGGGAGAAGGAAACACCUAAAACAGUUGGUGUAAUGCGAGAGCCUCCUGCUCAGACAUUUGAAGCUGAAACAGAAUCUCUUAAUGGAAACACUCUGACUGAAGAUACUGACCCAGAGGAAGCUCACUGUGACAAAGAAGAGAGACAUUUUAUUUUUCCUUCAGAAGUGAAGACAGCUGAUGUAGUCCAUCACAAAUGUUCAAGACAGUCACCAGAUCUAAAUGAGAAUUCUCCGGAGGAAAAAGGCAGUGCCUCUGAAACUGAUGGGGAAGUUGAAGAAAACAUCCCGGAUAGGAACCUUCAUGGAAAACUUUUUGUUGAUCGAGUUUUCCAUAUCGGUGCAGACAGAAUGUUUGAAAUGCUUUUCACCAAUUCAUAUUUCAUGCAGAGAUAUCACAAUGCCAGAAAUAUAACAGAUCUUGUGUCAUCCCCUUGGAAUACAGAAAGUGGGGGCAAUCAGCAGAGGACCAUGACAUACACUAUUGUAUUUAACAAUCCAUUUUAUGGAAAAUUCACAACUGCAACAGAAAAACAGGUCCUGCUUAAACGGAGUUACAAAGAUCCAUCAUAUUGGGUACAAGCAGAGGUGGCAACACAUGAUGUACCGUACCAUGAAUACUUCUACACUGUCUAUAGUUAUUGUGUAGCCCCUGUGUCCAGUCAGAAGUGCAAACUGCGAAUUUCCGCAGAUGUGAAAUAUAAAAAGCAACCAUGGGGACUUGUGAAGACUCUAAUAGAAAAGAAUACAUGGAGUAGGAUACAAGAAAAUUUUAAGCAACUUGAAUCAGAAUUGCUAAUGGAACAGUAUUCAAUAAGCAAAACAAUAGAAGACCCAGGAAAACUAGCUGCCUUGAGGAAGAGGAGAUGGACUUUACAGCGGAAUAUGGGAGAAAUGCUUCCUAAAUGCUCAGCACAAUAUCCCUCUCCCAACACUGAUGCACCUUCCCGUGGUGAUGUAGGAUCAAAAAAAGAUGCUACAAAUAAGACCAUCAUCAUCAUAGUGGUAAUGAGUAUCUUUUUACUCUUACUGGUCUUGCUGAAUGUGACAUUGUUCCUGAAACUGUCAAAGAUUGAACAUGCAGCUCAGUCAUUUUAUCGUGUUCACGUUCAGGAAGAAGGAUCAUCAAACUCUCAAGACUGCUUUUAUUCUCCUCUCAGUUUAGCCCUUAAUGUAGCAUCAAGAGAGAAAACCCCUCGGCAUAGCACAGAUCAAGUUCAGCACAUGAAAGGGGUUCUGAAAGAUUCUAUAGAAUUGCUUGAACAGCUGAAGAACUCCCUUUAUAUGCUCCAAAAUAGUUUUGAUCACUUAAACAAGACCAGAAGCAGGAAGCCGGAAAGUUGAUGUCAUCAAAACCAACUACUCUGGAGAAGAUAUGGAGUAGCUAAAAUCCUGUUGCUUUGUGUAACUUUCAGUGUAUUUUGACCUGGCAAAUUAAAAAUACCCACCACAGUCUUCAGAGGUGGCACAAUCUUUUGUUUACCAGCUGGGAGCAGAUUUUUGUAUGCCAAGCAACAGGAUUUCAACCAUUGUGAAACCAUUUAUUUUCCUUACGUUUCUCCCCAGCAAAUGCUUGCACAUCUAAUAAAUACCUGUCAAAUGUGUUCAUUUUCCAAUUUUCUGUCAGCCAGUGAAUCCUCCUGAUGUCUUUUGUGAACAAUUUCCUGAACUGUGAAUACCUGGUGUGAAGGAAUAACAGCACUCUGUAGUCUGAUAAUGAUGUGAUAUGCAGUUUGAAGAAGCAAUGAAAAAGAUGUGUGCAGUAGAUUUGUCAUGCAAGGUUUAGUAUAUGCAAAGGAUUUCCUUUGUGAUCUGACAUUAAAACUAGCCAUUCUUCUAUGCAACAAAUUUGAAAAGUCUGUACAAAUGUUCUAGAAAUCCAUUUACGUAUCUGAAUUUAGUUUGGGUUGUGGUUGUUUUUGUUCUUAUGGGUCUUUUGCUUUUACAGGUCAUAGCAGUCCUACCUCCUUCUAUCCCAUAUCAUUUCAGAAUUUCUCAGGGAGCGUACAAAAGCUAUAUUAAAAUCGUUUAGAAUACUUUCAAAAGGCAAUCAUUGUAUUCAUCUAUUUUGUAUACAGACUUCUCAGAGAUGUUGUAAAAAAUAGGUUUAUAAUGUUAUGUAUUUCAAGUCCCAGGCAUCCUUUUUCCUUUUAGUUGGGUUGCAUCAGUUCUGCAGCAUAAAUUAUUAGUUCGCCUGUCCUUUGCUACCAUGAAUCAGAAAUUGCCUUUCUUUCUUAUUGAUAACACGUUUCUUAUCAGUCAUUUAACAAGACUAGGUUUUCUAAGUGUACCUUCAGAAAAAUAAAAACAAAAUAAAUUAAGAGCGUGGAACAAAGAAAAAUAUGGACUCAUUGCCUAGUUCUGGCAGUGCUGUGUGUCUGUGUGUCACUAGGUUUGUGACUUCUCUUUAUGAGGCUUUAAUUUCCACCAGCCUUCCAUCUAGAGUGCAUUUUUCUUUGUUUGAAUGAGGAACAAGUGUUUUUUUUUUGAUGGGCCAAGAUUUUUUUAAAAAUACAAAAACAUACUGUUCAUAUGUCAUAAAAACAGAAAUGUAUUGUAGUAAUUAAUGACAAGCUACAUGUUUUCAUAGAAACAUAUAGUUUCAUAAUUUUAAGAUGAUUAAUAAACAUAAAAACUGGUAUAAUGUCUGUAUGCCCCUCUUUCCCUUAGAGCAGGUAAUAUGAUUUGAGCAUGGGGUUAAACCUCUUAUCUACAUUGAUAUAGUAUUAUGGGAAACUUUGUGACCAAUUACAAGCAUUCUGUGAAGUUUAUAAUGAAGAGAUCUAAUAAAGUUAUCAGAAAGCUACUGUGGGUUACUGUAGCUUAAUUACUUUGUCUCUUUGAACAUAAAUGCUUUCAGAGACAAUGGAAUGGCCUCAUUAAACUGCAAUCCAAAUAUUUUACUAGGAGUUAGAGGUAGCUCCAUAUGAGGCUUUUUUGAUGUACUUGCCCUGCCUUUUUCAGGGACAGUUACAUAAUACAAUUUUACAGCUUUACAGGGGUGAGAUGUCUUACUGUCCCACCAUGUUUUCCCAUUGCUUCUUCACUCCCCGCCCCACUUCUCAGGAAAAGAAGAAAAGACAUAACACUUACAGAAUGUCUUUUGAUCUGCAGCAAUAGAAGCCCUGUUAUCUCA
This is a messenger RNA of Pogona vitticeps (central bearded dragon), 3655 nucleotides long. The record is from RefSeq and is a predicted model, not a curated record. NCBI's taxonomy places the organism in Eukaryota, Metazoa, Chordata, Lepidosauria, Squamata, Agamidae.